GUAGCAGCGGCAGCAGGGUUCGGCUGGAAACGAGCUGUUACGGAGAACCGUCGAGAGCAACGUUUGGUGAUAAACCAUGCCUCGAGUUUACAUCGGACGACUGAGCUACCAUGUCCGCGAAAAGGACAUUCAGCGCUUUUUCAGCGGAUAUGGAAAACUCAUGGAAAUCGACUUAAAAAAUGGUUAUGGAUUCGUGGAGUUCGAGGACAACCGGGAUGCCGACGACGCCGUGUACGAGCUGAACGGGAAAGAGCUGUGCGGAGAGCGGGUGAUCGUCGAACAUGCCCGCGGGCCGAGACGAGACCGAGAUGGCUACGGUGGGGGUUACUGGGGUGGUGGGCGCAGUAGCGGUUACAGCAGCCGGAGCCGCUCUGGCAGGGACAAGUAUGGACCUCCAGUCCGUACUGAGUAUCGUCUCAUCGUGGAGAACCUGUCUAGCCGCUGCAGUUGGCAAGACCUCAAGGACUUCAUGCGUCAGGCAGGAGAGGUGACCUAUGCAGACGCCCACAAGGAGCGUACCAAUGAGGGAGUGAUUGAGUUCAGGACCCACUCCGACAUGAAGAGGGCUCUGGACAAGCUGGACGGUACAGACAUCAAUGGACGGAAGAUUCGACUGGUGGAGGACCGACCUCGCAGACGAAGGUCCUACUCUGGCAGUCGCUCCAGAUCUCGCAGCCGUCGUCGCUCUCGCAGCAGGAGCCACAGGAGCAGGAGCUCAAGGAGCCGCUCUAGAUCCCACUCAAGGUCUCGUUCCCAUAGCAACAAGAGACGUCAUCAUUCCCGCUCCAGGUCUGGAAGGAAGUCUCGCUCCAAGUCAGGAGACAGCAAAUCACGUUCCCGCAACCGCAGGUCCCGAUCUCGAUCCCAGAAAUCCAAAUCUCGUUCACGCUCUCGCAAAUCCGGGUCUGGUUCGGCUGAACGGAAAUCCAAGUCCCGCUCAAAGAGCCGUUCUAAGGUAAAAUCAGAGCGGGAUUCUCGCAGUCGAUCGAAAGAAAUGUGUGUUGAGAAGAAAUCCCGCAGUCGUUCAGCUUCCCCAGUGGAGAACGGAAAGGAGGAGCGAGCCGCCAAAUCUGCAUCUCGCUCACCGUCUCCUCAGGAGGACGACCGCCGAUCCAAAUCGAGAGAGAAGCGUUCAGCCUCCCGCUCAAAGUCCCGCUCCAGGUCCCGCUCACGGUCCAGAUCAGCUUCACAGGAGUAGUGGAGGGUGGAGAAGGGCGGUGGUUUUCUUACUGUUGAGCUUGAUCCUUAUGCUGUACAUAGUGAGCAGUGUUGUAAUAACUAGCUUACGCUUCCUGACUCGUCUACUUUUCUCCUUCGGGUGUGCACUUGUUUUAACAUGUCAUCGAUGCAGUUCACUAAACAAUGCACCACUGUGCCAGGGCUACUUUUUGGAGUUGUUUGACAUGAUCUGCCUCCAAAAACACACCAGUUCAGCGUCAUUAUUUUCAGCAACAUGGUGCUAGUUUUACAGGCUUUAGAGCUGAGGGUAGUUCAAGUCUUUAUUCCAAAUGUCAGCCUGAUUGGUGAAGUUCAGCUUUGUGACACCAGCCAAGCAGUUUAGUUUAUCGAAGAAUAAGUUGUCUUUAUUGUACUUUUACUUGGUUUGCUACCGAUUUUGUUCAUUUGGUAGAUUGAUUAAAGUUUAUCGCCAUUUUUAA
Stegastes partitus (bicolor damselfish) is the source of this 1658-nucleotide messenger RNA. Its product is annotated as serine/arginine-rich splicing factor 6-like. The coding region runs from base 77 to 1198 and encodes 373 amino acids. Gene Ontology annotation, molecular function: mRNA binding. NCBI's taxonomy places the organism in Eukaryota, Metazoa, Chordata, Actinopteri, Pomacentridae. Gene Ontology annotation, cellular component: cytoplasm; nucleus. The record is from RefSeq and is a predicted model, not a curated record. The transcript has 6 exons.